Molecule: messenger RNA, 2387 nt
Organism: Erinaceus europaeus (western European hedgehog)
Lineage: Eukaryota; Metazoa; Chordata; Mammalia; Eulipotyphla; Erinaceidae
Gene: TRAPPC14
Product: trafficking protein particle complex subunit 14
Exons: 11
Coding region: 122-1804 (560 amino acids)
Biological process (GO): cilium assembly
Cellular component (GO): TRAPPII protein complex
Molecular function (GO): alpha-tubulin binding
Source: RefSeq, a predicted model, not a curated record
CCAGUCAUUCGGCCCGCGCCCCGGCUGCGGCCCCGCGGGGUCUGGCUUCCCGGUAGGUGGCCGGCCGGCCGGCUGGCGUGUGGGUGGGCGGCACCCCGCAGCCCCGCCGCCCCGCGGCCCCAUGGAGUCCCAGUGCGACUACUCCAUGUACUUCCCGGCCGUGCCGCUGCCGCCGCGCGCCGAGCUGGCGGGCGACCCGGGCCGGUACCGGGCGCUGCCCCGCCGCAACCACCUGUACCUGGGCGAGACGGUGCGCUUCCUGCUGGUGCUGCGCUGCCGCGGGGGCUCCCAAGCCGCCUGGGCCGAGCUGGCCGGCGCCCUGGCCGCCCUGGCCUCGGUCAGCGCGGGGGGCGCUGCGGCCGGCGGCGGGGAGCCCGAGCCCGGGGACCCCGGCGGCGGGGGGCUGUUCCGAGGCUGCAGCCCCCUCCUCACGCACGGCCCCGGCCCGGCUACCUCAGGGGGAGCCACCACGCUGCCUGUGGAGGAGCCCAUCGUGUCCAUAGAUGAGGUCAUCUUCCCGCUCACCGUUUCACUGGACAGACUGCCCCCAGGGACCCCCAAGGCCAAGAUUGUCGUGACGGUGUGGAAGCGCGAGGUGGAGGCCCCAGAGGUCAGGGACCAAGGCUACUUGCGCCUGCUGCAGACCCGGUCUCCUGGGGAGACCUUCCGGGGAGAGCAGAGCGCCUUCAAGGCCCAAGUGAGCACCCUGCUGACCCUGCUCCCCCCGCCGGUUCUGAAAUGCCGUCAGUUCACUGUGGCUGGGAAACACUUGACCGUGCUCAAGGUGCUGAACAGCUCCUCCCAGGAGGAGAUCUCCAUCUGGGACAUCCGCAUCCUCCCCAACUUCAAUGCCAGUUAUCUACCUGUCAUGCCUGAUGGCUCCGUGCUGCUGGUAGACAAUGUCUGUCACCAAUCCGGGGAAGUCUCCAUGGGCUCCUUCUGCCGGCUCCCUGGCACCUCCGGCUGCUUCCCCUGCCCACUCAGUGCCCUGGAGGAACACAACUUCCUGUUUCAGCUGCGAGGGGGCGAGCAGCCCCCCCCAGAGGCCAAGGAGGGCCUGGAGUUCCCCCUGAUCGCUGUGGUCCAGUGGUCCACCCCCAAGCUACCCUUCACCCAGAGCAUCUACACCCACUACCGCCUGCCCAGCAUUCGCCUGGACCGCCCGUGCUUCGUGAUGACAGCCUCCUGCCAGUCCCCUGUGCGCACCUACGAGCGCUUCACCGUCACCUACACACUGCUCAACAACCUCCAGGACUUCCUGGCAGUGAGGCUCGUGUGGACCCCAGAGCACGCACAGGCCGGGAAGCAGCUAUGUGAGGAGGAGCGCCGUGCCAUGCAGGCCGCCCUGGACUCCAUCGUCUGCCACACGCCCCUCAACAACCUGGGCUUCUCCCGCAAGGGCAGCGCUCUCACCUUCAGCGUGGCCUUCCAGGCCCUGAGGACCGGGCUUUUUGAGCUGAGCCAGCACAUGAAGCUGAAGCUGCAGUUCACUGCCAGCAUGUCCCACCCCCCCCCGGAGGCCCGGCCCCUGUCUCGCAAGAGCAGCCCCAGCAGCCCGGCUGUCCGGGACUUGGUGGAGAGGCACCAGGCCAGCCUGGGCCGCUCCCAGUCAUUCUCGCACCAACAGCCCUCCCGCAGCCACCUCAUGAGGUCCGGCAGCGUGAUGGAGCGCAGGGCCAUCACACCUCCUGUAGCCUCCCCCGUCGGCCGCCCCCUUUACCUGCCCCCCGACAAGGCUGUGCUGUCUCUGGACAAGAUCGCCAAGCGCGAGUGCAAGGUCCUGGUGGUGGAGCCUGUCAAGUAGCCCCUGGCCAGCUUGCCCCCUCUCAAAUGACUCCCCCUACCCUCAGGGGGGAGGGUUCCUCUCCAGGUGGGGCCUCCCUUGGGAAUCCUCCCACCCACCCCACCAUGGAUGAGGAGGAGGCUCUGCAGGGCCGCCUGUCUGUGUCUGCUGAGGGACAGGGAAGAAGCUGUGACCUGAGUGAGGGUGGCUGCAGCACUCAAGCCAACAGUAUUUCCCCAGCCAGGGCAAGGGCACCCCAGAGCUCCCUGGCCCCUGGCCUUUUACCCUGGUUCUAAGUUUACAGAGUGUUCUCAGUCUCUUCGGUUGUCUCUCUCCCUCCCACAUUCCUUCUCACCCAGCCACCCGCAGGGCUGAGAUUUAGAGGGUGGUGGUACAGGGACCCUGAUAGUGACCCUUCUGUCUCGGGGCCUGGGGGACAGCCAGGUGGCCUCCUCUUGCCCCUCACGUUUACCUCUGCAGCCUGAAGCACUUUAAGUUGUGUUGGGACUUGAUUUUUUUUUCUUUUUUUGUCUGUCUGUUCCUGUAACUUAUUCUCCAACUACUGCUUCCAGCUGAAAUGAGACCAUUAAAUGCCUGUUGAGGA